CUCUCACGCUGAUACAAGACACCACCCCUCCCCCUCUUCUACUAUUUCCUCUACAUAAGCUUCAUUCUUUGUUCCUCUCACUUGUAGUUAUAGUUUUUGUAGUGAGAACAAGAGAGAAUAAAGAGCUUCAUUCAUUCUCUCUCCCCAAAACUUCAACCCAACAAUUUUUCUUAUAAAAACAAACUACACAACAAACUCCCAUAGUUUCAGCAAUCUGAAGAUUUUGAAUCUAUGAAACUCUAGUAAAAAAUAUUAUUAUUUUUAGGGAUCUUGAUAUGGCACCAAGUCUUGAUUGCUUGUCAUCAAGUUUACUAUGUGCAGAAGACAAUGACAGCAUCUUUUAUGACUAUGAUGAUCAUAGAAAUCAUCAAAAUGUUGACCAAAGUCAAAGAGUCAAUUUUCUUGAAACAGAGGACUCUGUUCUUGAUUGUUCUGAUGAGAGGUUGGAUUUGUUGGUUGAAAAAGAAUGUGAACAAUUUGUUGGUUUUUUUGAUUAUUUGGAUUAUAUCAAAAAUGGGAAGCUGGAUAUUGCUGCAAGACAAGAGGCUGUUGAUUGGAUCACAAAGGUUCAUGCUUAUUUCAAUUUUGGACCUUUAACUGCAUAUUUAUCAGUUAAUUACUUGGACAGAUUUCUUGCUGUUUAUGAAUUACCUGCCAAAGAAUGGAUGAUGCAGUUGCUAGCUGUAGCCUGUUUAUCAUUGGCAGCAAAAAUGGAAGAGACUGAAACACCACUAAUUCAAGAUUUGCAGGUGGGUGGAUCAAGAUUUGUGUUUGAGGCAACAUCCAUUAAGAAAAUGGAGCUGCUUGUGUUGACCACAUUGAAAUGGAGGGUACAAGCAGUCACACCAUUUUCCUUUAUUCAUGAUUUUCUUGUGAAAGUCAACCAUGGUCAACCUGUUUCAAAAUCUUGGAUUUUGUCAUCAACCCAACUCAUCUUAAGCUUGUUUAGAGGGGUGGAGUUCUUGGAGUUUAGACCUUCUGAGAUAGCAGCAGCAGUGGCAAUUCAUGUGGUGGGAUCAACUCAGAUCUCUUUACUUGCUCAACAUGUUACAAAGGAGAGGGUUCUUAAAUGCAUGGAAUUGUUGAAAGAGUUAAAUGGUGAUUGUACAAUGAGCUUAAGGAGUGGUACAUUGACAUCAAUGCCAAAGAGUCCAACUGGUGUGUUGGAGGCUGCAUGUAACAGCAAUAGAACUGGUGAAUCAGUUGUUGGGUCAUGUCCAAACUCAUUUAAAAGGAGAAGACUCAACAUUCAACAACAAACACUUUAAUUUGGAGAUUUAGGUGAAAAAUAAUUUUUUAUUUUUUGAUUUUUGGUAGGGUGAGAGUAUUUAAUGUGGUUAUUAUUAGUCAAAAUUUCACAAAAAAAUUAAGUAAUGAGCUGUUAAAUAUUAGACUUCUUAACAGCUUGGGAGAAGAGUAAGGGCAAAUCAAAUGAAAAUAUAUAUAUCAAAUUAUGUAUUUUUAGGUAGAUAUGGACCAUAUGGUUUCUUGUACUCCUUAUAUUUUGAUUGGAAUAAAACAAUGUUGGGUUAUUAGUUA
Helianthus annuus (common sunflower) is the source of this 1539-nucleotide messenger RNA. Its product is annotated as cyclin-D4-1. Gene Ontology annotation, molecular function: cyclin-dependent protein serine/threonine kinase regulator activity. The record is from RefSeq and is a predicted model, not a curated record. The transcript is spliced from 6 exons. The coding region runs from base 276 to 1268 and encodes 330 amino acids. Gene Ontology annotation, cellular component: nucleus; cytoplasm; cyclin-dependent protein kinase holoenzyme complex. NCBI's taxonomy places the organism in Eukaryota, Viridiplantae, Streptophyta, Magnoliopsida, Asterales, Asteraceae. Gene Ontology annotation, biological process: regulation of cyclin-dependent protein serine/threonine kinase activity; mitotic cell cycle phase transition.